Lodderomyces jiufengensis is the source of this 471-nucleotide messenger RNA. Its product is annotated as phosphatase. Gene Ontology annotation, cellular component: cytoplasm; nucleus. The transcript has a single exon. The record is from RefSeq and is a predicted model, not a curated record. The coding region runs from base 1 to 471 and encodes 156 amino acids. NCBI's taxonomy places the organism in Eukaryota, Fungi, Ascomycota, Pichiomycetes, Serinales, Debaryomycetaceae. Gene Ontology annotation, molecular function: protein tyrosine phosphatase activity.
AUGUCAAGAAUUCAUUCAAUAUCAGAUUUAAAAUAUAUAAAACCACAAACUUUAUAUCAAUGGAUAACAAAUAAAUCAUCACCACCAAAUGGAAAUGGAAAAUUUGCAAUAAUAGAUGUAAGAGAUUCAGAUUAUGUAGGUGGUCAUAUAAAGGGAAGUUGGCAUUAUCCAUCAUCAAAUUUCCAAAAUUCAUUAGAAGAUUUACAAAACAAAUUAUAUGAAAAUGAUAUAAAUAAUGUAAUUUUCCAUUGUAUGUUAUCACAAUCAAGAGGUCCUUCAUCAACUUUAAAAUUUUUAAGAUCAAUUGAUUCAAUUAAAAAUUCUAAAUUAAAAGAAUUUUUAGAAAAAAAAUUAAAUAUUUAUGUACUAAGAGGUGGAUUUUCUCAUUGGCAAAGUGAAUUUGGUAAUGAUUCAAAUGUUACUGAACUGUAUGAUGAAGAUAUUUAUAGAUUUGGUAUACCAUCACCAUAA